CUUUCAACUUAAAAAAAUUAUUACCAAAUAUUUGGUUAAUAAACAUUAGGGAGUCCCAACUUUGUAAAAAAGAUCUAAAAAAGCGGAAAGCUAAAAAAUCUGAAAUCCACUUUUUUCGCUCAAUACUUGACUGUACAGAUUUUUUUAGUUACAUGAAAACAUCUGAUCUAUUUCGUCCGCACAAGUGGAAGUCGCUAGUUUUUUGUGUUCAAUUAAUUUAAUAAUUAGUUCUCUCAUUAAGUCAAGAUGCCUUUAAAGACUUCAAAACAGGAACUCAUGGAAUUCUUAGAACUGUUGGGCUGCAGUGAGAUUUUCUUUUUUGAUAAUGUUCAAAGUGCAUUGGAGGUGUUGGAGACCAUGGCGUUUUUUGAAGCUUCGAGGUAUAUCGAAGACCGUAAAGCUGUACCAAAAAGCGUCCAUUGGUUAGAAAAUGUCCUACCACAACUGAAUGAAAAGAGGUUUCGAGCUCAAUUAAGGGUGAAUAAAGCUACGUUUCUAGAUUUACUGGAAAUUAUCAAAGGUAAGCUAAAUCAUAGGACGAUUGCUCAGUCAAAUCACCAAGAACCGUUGGAGUUGCAGUUAGCAGUUGCAUUGAAUCAAUUGGGAACUUAUGGAAAUGCAUCCAGCUCCGAGAAUAUAGCUACAAAAUUUGGAUUGUCACAUGGUUUUGUCAACAAUUAUACAAACCGUAUUAUUGAAGGUUUAUUGGCCAUAUCAGAUGAUUGGAUUAGGUGGCCAAAUGAAGAUGAGAGAAGAAGAAUCAGCAACGAAAUGUUUCAGAACGGUUUGCCUAAGUGCGUUGGAUUUGUUGAUGGUUCUCACGCUCCUUUCUUCAAAGCCCCCAUGGAAGAUAAAGAAACGUAUUGGUCUCGCAAAAAAGAAUAUUCCCUUCAGUUUCAAAUUAUUUGUGACCCGAACAGAAUAAUACGACAUUUCUAUACUGGAUACCCAGGAAGUGUACACGACGCCAAGGUGUUUGCUGCAUGUGACAUUGCGAAGAAUCCUAACCAUUUUUUCAGCCCUGGGGAAUAUAUCAUAGGAGAUUCAGCAUAUCCAAAAUCUGAAACUGUCGUUGUUCCUUACAAACGACGACAAGGUCAACUUACUCAGACGCAAAGAGCUUUUAAGAAGUAUAUCUCAAGCCAUCGUAUUGCUGUAGAACACACCAUUGGACUCUUGAAGGGACGAUUUCAAAGUUUGAAACAGAUUCGUAUUCAAAUUGACCGAAAUGGCCAUGUCAAGUGUUGCCGGUGGAUAAAAGCGUGUGUUGUCCUGCACAACAUUUUAAUGCACAGGGACCCAUGGACUGAAAAUGACGAGAUGGUUGUGGAAGCUGAUGAUGAACAAGACGAUGAAAAUUUAGAACUUGGAAAUGCAAUAACAGCAGAAGCAAAGAGAACAGCAUUAUGUGAAAUUAUUUUAGCAAUGAAAUAA
This is a messenger RNA of Folsomia candida, 1434 nucleotides long. RefSeq names its product putative nuclease HARBI1. The record is from RefSeq and is a predicted model, not a curated record. Bases 247 to 1434 code for a protein of 395 amino acids. The transcript has 2 exons. NCBI's taxonomy places the organism in Eukaryota, Metazoa, Arthropoda, Collembola, Entomobryomorpha, Isotomidae.